Molecule: messenger RNA, 804 nt
Organism: Camelina sativa (false flax)
Lineage: Eukaryota; Viridiplantae; Streptophyta; Magnoliopsida; Brassicales; Brassicaceae
Product: protein terminal ear1 homolog
Molecular function (GO): nucleic acid binding
Source: RefSeq, a predicted model, not a curated record
AUGGCUUCUCCCGAUGAUAACGACGUCACCGUCGUUGCUAGACAAUCUCCGCAGCCGCCCACACAGUCCUUCUUUCCUCACAGUAGCUACUACUUCUGUGCGCCACCGUACAUAUACUUCAUCUCCGGCGGCAACUUCCCUCCUCCUCCUCCUCCAUCAGUAUGGGUGUAUUACCCGCUUUGGUAUAGUCACCCUAACCCGAAUCAGUUUGUGUCUACACACGAACUUCCUCCAAACCCUAGCCAAGAGCUCACCCUUCCGCGGGCUAGUAGCAGAAGAAUUUUUGGCCGGAGAAGUUACGGACGAGAUAAGAAGCUUGCAUGGGUUAGGAAGACAUCACACGAAGUUGAAUCUAAUGACGAUCACAUCACCACCGUCAUGCUUCGUAACAUACCAAACCGAUACACAAGAGAGAUGAUGAUUGAGUACAUGGAUAAACACUGUGAUGAAGCUAACGGAAGUGAUAAAAAUGAUGAGUCAUCAAUCUCUGCUUAUGAUUUCUUGUAUAUCCCUAUUGACUUCAAGACUACAAUGAACAAAGGGUAUGCAUUCGUGAACUUCACAAAUGCAAAAGCAGUGUCCAAGUUUAAGGCUGCUUGUAACCACAAGCACUGGAGCCAUUUCUACUCAUCAAAAGUGCUUGAGAUUACUUCUGCUAAGAUUCAGGUGAAUGAGCUGGUGAGACGUUUCAAGGAUAUGACAUAUCCGGAUGAGGCGUAUAGUGCAGUAUGCUUCAGCCCAGCACGCAGCGGAGGGAAGACUAUGGUUCAAACCACAAUGGUCGGUAACGCACCGAACCAGUGA